CACGGCAGAAGAAGAAGAUUAAAUCUACCAUGACGUGAAGACGACCCACGUUAGCGUCUCUUUUCUGUGCUUCAGAAAUCAGUGAAUAGCAUCUUCCCCCUGAGCAGCAGGAGUGGAGCUCCACAAUGGAGCUCCCCUAUAUUAAAGAAGAAGAAGAGGAGCAACAACCCCCUUACAUUAAAGAGGAAGAGGAGGAACACAGCAUCAGUGAGAAGGGAGAGCAUCUUGAACGGCUGGAGGGGUUCCCUGUGAUUGUUGUCCUUGUGAAAGGUGAAGAUGAUGAAGACAAAGGCCAAAGUGAGGAGAAGAGAGAGGUGGAGCUUCCAAGCGGCAGCUCGACUCAACACAUGACCACAGAAGCGGAUGUAGACCACUGUGGAGGAUCGCCAGCAGACAGCCUCUUAGCUCCACUAUCAGAUAGUGACGACACAACGUCACACUCUCCCGACACUACUGAUGAGGUCUCUAAAGCUGAUAAGUCAUGCCACACUGACAACACACACUGGAAAUGCUCUCAGUGUGACAAAACCUUUAACGACCGUAGUAAUCUGAAAAGACACAUGAGAAAUCACACGGGAGAGAAACCAUUUGCCUGCUCAGUUUGUGGUAAAGGUUUUGUCCAAAAAGGAGAGCUGAAAAUACACACAAGAAUACACACUGGAGAGAAACCUUUCUCCUGUUCAGUGUGUGGUAUAGCCUUUGUGCGAAAUCAAUGUUUGAAAAGACACAUGAUAAUACACUCUGGAGAGAAAGCAUUUUCCUGUUCGGUCUGUGGUAUAGGUUUUGUGCGAAAUCAUGAUUUGAAAACACACAUGAGAAUACACACAGGAGAGAAACCAUUCAUGUGCUCAGUUUGUGGUAAAAGAUUCUCUCAGAAGGUACAUUUGACAGCACACGCAAGAAUACACACGGGAGAGAAACCUUUUUCCUGUUCAGUGUGUGGGAAAGGUUUUGUACUAAAUCAGUCUUUGAAGAAACACAUGAGAACACACACCGGGGAUAAACCUUUUUCUUGUUCAAUCUGCAACAAAAGCUUUUGUGAACGAACAGCACUUGUAAGACACAUGAGAACGCACUCCGGAGAGAAACCUUUUACCUGUUCAGUGUGCGGUAAAAGUUUUUUACGAAAUCCGGAUUUGAAAAUACACAUGAGAAGACACACCGGAGAAAAACCAUAUGCCUGUUCAAUCUGCAGCAAAAGCUUUUGUGACCAAACCCCACUUGUAAGACACAUGAGAACGCACACUGGUGAGAAACCUUUUUCCUGUUCAGUGUGUGGUUUAGGUUUUGUGCGAAAUGAGUGUUUGAAAACACACAUGAGAAUACACACCGGUGAGAAAGUGUUGAGUUGCAGUGUGUGUGAUGAAAGAUUCUCUUAUAAGUACCAGGUUAACAAUCACAAGUGUGCUGGCGGGAACAGCAGCAGCAAAUGAAGCUGCAGGACUUUGAUUAAGCUGUUAAGCACAAAUAUAACGUGUGACAUCACUGUUCUGUGUGUAACACAAAUGCUUCUACCAUUUAAAUGCAAUUAAAAUACGUGUCAGUCAGUUUUAUUCCAUUUAAUUGCCAACAUGAGCCAAGAAGAGAGUCUUUGAAUAUUCAUUUAUUUUAUUUCAAUAUAUCAGAUAUAAAAGCAAAGGUUAUAAAUGUGAAGAUAAAAUACAUUUUGCUGUGAAAUGUCCAUACUGAAGUUGCUUUAAUCAACUAACUACACCAGAGGUCUCAAGUCAUCUGCGGGCUGCUGGAGUGAGAGUCUGUGUAAGGCAAGGAAGGAAGCUGACGCCUGAACAAUUGUAGGCUAUAAGUGACAAAAGGUAACAUGACAGCGCUCAACAAGAGAUGGUCAUAGGCACUUUGGAUUGCUUCAAGGACAUUGCUCUUAAUAUGAGUAGACAGUAGCCAUAAUGGAGCUCACAAUGAGCCUUUCAACACAUCGGAAAUGGCCGCUUCCU
Molecule: messenger RNA, 1952 nt
Organism: Dunckerocampus dactyliophorus (ringed pipefish)
Lineage: Eukaryota; Metazoa; Chordata; Actinopteri; Syngnathiformes; Syngnathidae
Product: oocyte zinc finger protein XlCOF6.1-like
Exons: 2
Coding region: 126-1433 (435 amino acids)
Biological process (GO): regulation of transcription by RNA polymerase II
Cellular component (GO): nucleus
Molecular function (GO): DNA-binding transcription activator activity, RNA polymerase II-specific; RNA polymerase II cis-regulatory region sequence-specific DNA binding
Source: RefSeq, a predicted model, not a curated record